Hemibagrus wyckioides is the source of this 1269-nucleotide messenger RNA. Its product is annotated as UMP-CMP kinase-like. The transcript has 6 exons. Gene Ontology annotation, cellular component: nucleus; cytoplasm. Gene Ontology annotation, molecular function: UMP kinase activity; ATP binding. Gene Ontology annotation, biological process: 'de novo' pyrimidine nucleobase biosynthetic process; CDP biosynthetic process; UDP biosynthetic process. NCBI's taxonomy places the organism in Eukaryota, Metazoa, Chordata, Actinopteri, Siluriformes, Bagridae. The record is from RefSeq and is a predicted model, not a curated record. The coding region runs from base 83 to 730 and encodes 215 amino acids.
UCCGGGCGCCACUUCCUACUUACCGGCCAGCUCGUUCCGCUCAUUCAUCAGCGACCUUUCGACGGUUUGUUCUGCGGGGUUUAUGAUCGGUGGACCGCUCCGCAGCCUGUGUAAAAAAGCCCCGAGGAUUUUUCUCGCCAUGAAACCGCAGGUUGUGUUCGUCCUGGGCGGACCCGGAGCCGGAAAAGGAACCCAGUGCGCCAAAAUUGUCGAGAACUACAGCUACACCCAUCUGUCUGCUGGAGACCUGCUGAGAGAGGAGCGCAACCGGCAAGGCUCCGAGUCCGGACAGCUCAUCGACCGCUACAUCAAAGAGGGAAAGAUUGUCCCUGUGGAGAUCACCAUCAACUUACUGAAGACGGCAAUGGAGGAGACCAUGAAGAAGGAUGAGAACAAGUUCCGCUUCCUGAUCGACGGCUUCCCGCGUAACGAGGACAACCUGCAGGGCUGGAUAAAGGUCAUGGACGGCAAAGCGGACGUCAAAUUCAUCCUGUUUUUUGACUGCAGCACUGAAGUUUGUAUCAACCGGUGUCUAGAAAGAGGGAAGAGCAGCGGCAGGACUGAUGACAACAAAGAGAGUUUGGAGAAAAGGAUCCAGACGUACCUGCAGUCCACACGGCCAAUCAUAGAGCAGUACGAGAAGCAGGGUAAAGUGCGCACCAUUGAUGCCUCAUGCUCCGUCAGUGAGGUUUUCACCGACGUCAAGUCAGUCUUCGAUCGAGAGGGUUGAACCUGCUGACUCCGCCCCUUCAGCGAUGCUACACUUCAUUUAUUCACACCUUUAUCUUUUUAUUCAUUUAACUAUAUUUUUGUUUAGGAGCGAGUGUGUGUGUGUGUGUGUGUGUGUGUGUGUAAGGGGGACAUUCUGUCAUCAUUUCCACUUAAUGCCCAAGAGGAAGAGUAUUCCUCUAGAAGUAGAGCAAUAGAGUCCAAAUUAAAGGGCAAAUUUUCAAUAGGAAUGGUAUUUAGUACUUAUAGUACUCUUAGUUCAAAGGGAUUUGGCGUUUUAAUCUGUGGCCAUAUGGAUGAGUGUGUGUCAUAUCGUUAUUAUGUUCUUCUUCUUAUUAUUAUUAUUGCUGUUAUUGUUAUUAAUAAUAACCACCUUGAGCAGCGAUCACAGGGGGCCAAGCACCGAUAGUGCUGCUGUGGCUAAAUUACCAUUUAAAGAGUACAUUAAAAAUGGUUCUUAAUUUAAUUUUAAGUAGGGUCGCAGAACAUGGACACAAUAUUUUAUUGUGAUGACCGUCGACACAAUAUAUUAAAGAGGAA